Messenger RNA from Thecamonas trahens ATCC 50062, 4227 nucleotides. RefSeq lists its product as uncharacterized. Bases 1 to 4227 code for a protein of 1408 amino acids. Gene Ontology annotation, biological process: protein folding. Gene Ontology annotation, cellular component: cytosol; nucleus. The transcript has 2 exons. NCBI's taxonomy places the organism in Eukaryota, Apusomonadida, Apusomonadidae. Gene Ontology annotation, molecular function: ATP-dependent protein folding chaperone; ATP binding. The record is from RefSeq and is a predicted model, not a curated record.
AUGGCCAAUCCGCCGCCACCGCCUCCGAUGCCGACCCCGGAUGCGUGGGCUGAGGUGCUCCCGCGCGAGCCGCGGCGGAUCUCGUCGUCCUCAGGAAUACGAAGGCCGCCGACGCUCGGCAUUCCACUCCGGCUGCCGACCUCGCUCUCACAUGACAUCUCAUCGCGAUCAAACCUCCAGGCGCUGGUGUCUGAGCUCCCGGUCGCCUGCCUUGGGCUGCUGCUUGCAGCUGGCUUUGCGGCGGCGGCGAUCAUUUUCACGGUCACGCCUGCAUCAGAGGAGUCGUACUCACUCCCGCUGCAGUAUGAAAUGUGGUUCUGGGCCAUCGAGCUGAGUGCGUGGGCACUUGUGCGGCUAGUGGUGGCGCUGGUGUACUACGCGAUCAAGCCUCGGGUCUACACCUCAUUUGUGUUCUACAUUCUCGAGCGGACGCCGCGCGACAUCACGUCGGUUUUAUGGGGCGUCAUGAGUCUCGCCAUUACGCCACAGUUUGUGGGGCCGGAUACUGAGGCGCGGCUGCGCAAGCGGCUAGUCCAGUUCCAGCUCGCGGUCACGCUCAUCUACCUCGCACACCUGAUCAAGAACGCGGGCGAGCGAAUGUACCUCGAGCGGAUUCACUACGACCUGUACGGAUCCGAACUGGAGAAGCAUGUGCGCCGCGAGGAGGCCAUUUGCGCGCUGCGGCGGUGCCGGAAGAGCGCCGUGCCGCACUGGGUGACGCCUGCGCAGCCGCGGCACACCCACGAUGUGCGCAAGACGAUGCGCGGCCUGCUGGGCGACGCGCUCGGCGAGGAGCACCACUUUUUCACGCCGGCGACCAAGCGCGAGGCUGCGGCUGUUCGCGCCGCCGACAUACUGGUCAACCUCGACCUCGAUGAGCGCGGCUACUUUGAGCUCCGCGACAUCGAGCGCGAACUCGGGCCCGGGCCACAGGCGCUGGCGGCCAUGGCCAUGUUUGUCCGCUCGCGGCGGCGGCAGCUCGACCGUGUCCAAGUCAGCUACGAGGAGGCCGUCGAUGUCAUCUUUGAGGUUUUUGAAGAGCGCGAGCGGCUGUAUCGGUCGCUUCACGCCCGCGGCGAGCUCUCUAACGUCCUCCAUCGGGUCUCAUCUGUCCUGUUCUGGUUUGUGGCGGGCAUGGCAGUCCUUGUGGCGCUCGGCGUCUCGUUCUUUGAGCUUGUCAUUCCGACCGGCACCUUUCUGCUCGGUAUGUCUUUCCUCUUUGCGUCGACGGCGACGCGAGUCUUCAACUCGAUUGUCUUUCUCCUUGUCCAGCGCCCGUUUGCGGUCUCGGAUCGAAUCAAGGUCAUCCAUCCGUCGGCCGAGUACCCGACGCUCAUUGUGCACGCGGUCCACCUGCUAACAACCGAGGCCUUUACCCCUGGCGGCGAGCUGUACCAGCUGCCCAACGCCAUGCUCUACGACGCGGUCAUCGUCUCGCACCGCCGCUCGCGCGAUCACGCCAUGCAUGUGGCGGUGACGGUCGCAGCCAAAACCGGAGCCCACGCGGUGGCCGCGAUCGAGGCGCGCCUCAAGGCGUUCUUCCUCGAAGACACCUCGAUCCCGUGGGAUGUCAGCUCAGCUAUGGUCUGGAUCUCGGACCUUGUCGACUGCCACAAGCUCUCGCUCUCGGUCUGGGUUGGCCUCAUUGACGUCAACGCCCACCAAGUCGGCAAGUGCCUGACGGCCAAGUCCAAGCUCUACGUUCAGCUUCGUACUAUCCUCGACGACCUCCACCUCGACUACGAGCAACUCCCGCUCCCGAUCACUGUCCGCACGCACUCGGACGACGACUUGAUCCCACCGGCCGCGCCUGGUACCGCCCGCACGAGCGCUGGCGCAAGUAACAUGUCUGUUGUUGGGAUCGACUUUGGUAAUGACACGUGCAAGAUUGGCGUUGUCAAGUCUGGCGGCGUGGAUGUGCUCAUGAACGACAUCUCCAAGCGCGAGACGCCGACUAUGGUUGGCUUUGGCUCGGGCGAGCGUCGGCUGGGCAACAACGCCAAGACCUCGCACGUCAUGAACCUCAAGAACACGGUGACUUCGAUCAAGUCGCUGCUUGGCGCCAAGUACUCGUCGGAGGCGAUCACCGCGCUCAAGGACUCGCACUUUGUGCACUACGAGCUCGUCGAGGGCGAGAAGGCCGACUCGGUCGGCAUCCGCGUGCCGAUGGGCGACGAGAAGCGGACGAUCUCACCCGAGUCUGCGGCGUCGAUGAUGCUCGGCCAUCUCAAGGAGAUUGCGGAGAACUCGCUGAUGGCCAAGGUGUCUGACGUGGUCGUCUCUGUCCCGUCGUUCUUCACCGACGCCGAGCGGCGUGCGAUGGUUGACGCGCUCCAGAUUGCGGACCUCAACUGCCUCAAGCUCUUCAACGCGACGACUGCGGUUGCGCUCGAGUACGGGUUCUACAAGCCCGAGAUCACCGACGAGACGCCGCGGACGGUCAUGUUUGCCGACAUGGGCGAGUCGUCGUUCGAGGUUGCGAUUGUCAAGUUCACCAAGGACAAGCUCGAGGUUGUGGGCCGCGCAGCGGACCGGACGCUUGGCUCGCGCAACUUUGACGAUGCGCUUUGCAAGCACUUUAUGAAGGAGUUCAAGACCAAGCCCGGAAUCGACGUUGCGUCGUCGGCCAAGGCGACGCUCCGGCUGCUUCAGCAGUGCGAGAAGCUCAAGCGUGUGUUCACCACCAACCCCGAGGGCCGGCUCUCGAUCGAGUGCCUGCUCGACGACCGCGACGUCUCGCUCACGUACACCCGUGAGGAGUUUGAGGCGCUUGUCUCGGACCUUGCCGGCCGCGUCUCGAGCGUUGUCACCGCGGCGCUUGAGCAGUCUGGCCUCUCGUCGGCCGACAUCCACUCGUGCGAGAUGGUGGGCGGCGGCUCGCGCGUCCGCAUUGUGCGCAACUGCGUGUCGGAGGUGCUCGGCGGCGCCGAGCUGUCGGACACGCUGAACAAGUCCGAGGCUGCCGCCCGCGGCUGCGCGCUCGCGUGCGCCAUGCUCUCGCCGAUCAUCCGCGUCCGCGACUACGCCAUUGUCGACUCGUCGAUGUACCCGGUCUCGAUGACUUGGAUCGCCGACGACGGCGAGGCCAAGGCCUCGGCCACCUUUGUGGCCAACAACCCGGUGCCCAACUCGAAGCUCCUCUCAUUCUACCGCUCGGGCCAGUUUGAGGUCGCUGCCGACUACGACGAGGCGCCGUACCCGGGUGCAGACACCCGGCUCGGCACCUACAUCGUUUCGGGCUUCCCGGAGGGCAUGUCUGCUGACGAGGUCCGCAAGAUCAAGCUCAAGGUCAAGCUUGACAAGUCGGGCCUCAUCCGCGUCCCGUGGGCGUACAUGGUUGAAGAGUACGAGGUCGAGGUCGACGAGGCCGCCGAGGCCGCCGCCGAGGGCGGCGACGAGGCCAAGCCGUCGGGCGACGAGGCCGCUGCUGAGGGCGAGGCCGAGGGCGAGGCCGCUGGCAAGAAGACCAAGAAGAAGACCAAGCGUAUCGACCUGACCGUCUCCGAGACCACCGCAGGGCUCACCGCGCCCGAGCUCAUGGUCGCCCGCGAGCUCGAGGUCGAGCUGGCCUUCAAGGACAAGCUUGUCCGCGAGACCGGUGAGGCGCGCAACGCCGUCGAGUCGUACGUCUACGACCUCCGCUCCAAGCUCCGUGACGGCGAGCCGCUCGCCGAGUACAUGCUCCCGGCCGACCGCGACGCCUUUGUCUCGCUCCUCAACGACACCGAGGACUGGCUCUACGACGACGGCGAGGACGCCGCCAAGAAGGUCUACGACGCCAAGCUUGCCGAGCUCAAGGCUAUCGGUGACAAGCCCGCCCACCGUCGCGAGCAGGAGGCCAAGCGCCCCGCUGCCAUCGCCUCGCUCCAGGCCUCCCUCGCCACUUACGGCGCCUUCCUCGCCUCGACUGACGACAAGUGGUCCCAUAUCGAGGACGCCGACCGCAAGAAGGUCCAGAAGAUCUACGACUCGACCACCCAGUGGCUCAACGAGAAGCUCGCCGCCCAGAACGGCCUUGCUAAGACCGACGACCCAGCCGUCACCGCCGGUGCCCUCACCGCCAAGGAGAAGGCCCUGCACAAGGUUGCCCGCUCCAUCGUCAACAAGCCCAAGCCCAAGCCCAAGGAGGAGCCCAAGCCCAAGGAGGAGGCCAAGCCCAAGGAGGAGCCGGCCGCCGAUGCCGGCGCCGCCGGUGCCGAGGUCCCGCCGCCUGGCGACCUCGACUAA